ACUGCCUUCAUAUUUCACAUCGACGCGACCUUCAAGCUAGCUCAGGCUAGCUACCCGAUGAUUGUAUGCGGAAUGUCCGACGGGUCAAGGAAGUUCCAUUUGCUCGCGCUUUUUAGUUGGAAGAACAGCAUUACACGGACGUGCUUGCCGCACUGACCACUGUGUAAGCCCGAGUCGUAGGGAAGCGACUAAAUGUGCGGUUUGUAAUGGGCGAUGCCGAUAGAGCGCAGUUCAACGGUGUCAAGAACGUGUUUGGUGGAGGGGCGGAGUACACCUACGGUCCGUCUUGCUUAAGGAACGGACUCAUCAACUCCAUGGGCAGCUUCGGCAACUGGCAGAUAUUCAGCACACCGGUUGGGUUCACGUCUACAAACAACCCGUGCGAGACAUUUAAUAGAGACUUCAAACGUGACUACUCACAGAAGCGGAAGCUGAAACUCGCUCCUGCCGGCAGCUCCAAGCUCGCUAUGUCUUCACAGGGGCGGCAGCACGCCUACGCCGCCAGCGCCGGCAGCUCCAAGCUCCCAGGAUUCCCAGGAACGCGGGAGAGUACCGCCCUCGGAUCAGGCGCAAGUUGGAAGCAGAGGCUUUGUCUCGUACAAGCUACUACAACGCCAAUGGAGUGCUUCGAAGGUUUCAAACUGUCAAAUAUGCUGGCAAACUACAAGCAAGAGGGCUUUUGGUUCCCAGAGAUAUACGCGCUGGAGGAGCUGGGUAGGGUGGAGAGUUUACAGAUGGACACAGACAACGUCAAAAGAAUCCGUUAA
Messenger RNA from Phytophthora nicotianae INRA-310, 767 nucleotides. RefSeq lists its product as hypothetical. The record is from RefSeq and is a predicted model, not a curated record. The transcript has 4 exons. Lineage: Eukaryota; Oomycota; Peronosporomycetes; Peronosporales; Peronosporaceae. The coding region runs from base 207 to 767 and encodes 186 amino acids.